CAUGCGCGUAAUGAAGUGGGAGUGGAUCAAGUCGAACGCAUUGGGGGUUCUAGUGUUCAUAGUCGGAAUGAUGACACAGUGUUGUAGCCUACCUGGACCUCCGUUUGACCAAAAACAGGCAGACAUAUAAGAUGUUUACCUCUGCAACCUCUGUCUUCCUCUGAUUUAGGCAUUGCACGUGCCAACAACUCUGUUAUGUGAGGAUGGCUUUGUAAAAACCCUGGCUCUUCACAUUCGUCGGAUUCCCCGCAAUAUUCUCAACAAGAAAAAAAAUCAGCAAAAAUGGACAAUGAAAGUGUAGCACACAGAUACGAGCCCGUCGCCGAGAUUGGCGAAGGUGCUUACGGAAAGGUGUACAAGGCACGAGAUUUGAACAACGCGGGACGCUUUGUAGCCCUAAAAAGAGUUCGGGUACAGACGGAGGAGGAAGGGAUGCCCCUCUCGACCAUCCGUGAGGUGGCGGUACUGAGGCAACUGGAGGCAUUUGAACACCCCAACGUGGUCAGACUGUUCGAUGUGUGUACUGUGUCUCGGACCGACCGCGAGACCAAGCUGACCCUGGUCUUUGAGCAUGUUGACCAGGACCUGACCACAUACCUAGAGAAAGCCCCUGAUCCUGGGGUGCCACCUGAAACAAUCAAGGAUAUGAUGUACCAGCUGCUGCAGGGGUUGGACUUCCUGCACUCACACCGUGUGGUUCACCGGGACCUGAAACCCCAGAACAUCCUGGUCACCAGCGGAGGACAGAUAAAACUGGCCGACUUCGGUCUUGCCAGAAUAUACAGCUUUCAGAUGGCCCUGACCUCCGUGGUGGUGACGUUGUGGUACAGAGCCCCAGAGGUGUUGCUCCAGUCCAGCUAUGCCACCCCAGUUGACUUGUGGAGUGUGGGCUGUAUCUUCGCUGAGAUGUUCAGGAGAAGACCUUUGUUUAGAGGAAGCUCAGAUGUUGAUCAGCUGGGCAAGAUUUUUGAUGUGGUCGGGGUUCCCUCGGUGGAGGACUGGCCCCAGGAAGUUGCCUUACCACAGAGUGCCUUCUCUCCACGACCCCCUCAGCCUAUCGGAAACCUCAUCCCUGACAUGGACGAGCUGGGGAAGUCCCUAAUACUGCAAUUCCUGGCAUUCAAUCCCGCCAAAAGGAUAUCAGCGUUUGCUGCUCUGACCCACCCCUACUUCCAGAGUGUGGAUAGUGACAGUAAGAGUGUGUACGCUCAGCCCAUUGCCAGCAACAAGCCCACCAUGGAGGAGAGCGCUGCCUGACAGCCCCCCAGCCCAGGACGAGAGAGAGAGAGCGAGAGAGAUGGACACAAAGACAGAGAAAGAAAGCAACAGACAGACAUUUGAUUCUAAAAUGCAACAGUGCUGUCUUCCACAAUGUACUGAUUUGAAUGCUGCUUUUUAGGAUAAUUUUUUUUAAAUAAAAAAAUGUAAACAAUG
This is a messenger RNA of Salmo salar (Atlantic salmon), 1434 nucleotides long. RefSeq names its product cyclin dependent kinase 6 (gene cdk6). Gene Ontology annotation, biological process: regulation of gene expression; regulation of G2/M transition of mitotic cell cycle; cell dedifferentiation. Gene Ontology annotation, molecular function: ATP binding; cyclin binding; cyclin-dependent protein serine/threonine kinase activity. The record is from RefSeq and is a predicted model, not a curated record. Lineage: Eukaryota; Metazoa; Chordata; Actinopteri; Salmoniformes; Salmonidae. Gene Ontology annotation, cellular component: cytoplasm; cyclin-dependent protein kinase holoenzyme complex; nucleus.